Molecule: messenger RNA, 5418 nt
Organism: Dermochelys coriacea (leatherback sea turtle)
Lineage: Eukaryota; Metazoa; Chordata; Testudines; Dermochelyidae
Gene: LRRC3
Product: leucine rich repeat containing 3
Exons: 2
Coding region: 402-1184 (260 amino acids)
Cellular component (GO): plasma membrane
Molecular function (GO): protein binding
Source: RefSeq, a predicted model, not a curated record
GUCCAAUUACAGCCCAUCUGCAUGGUGUGUGGCUUGUGUGUAUGCCAAGGCGAAGGAAAGCACCACAGAGAUGGAGACAUGAGGACUGAACAGACAGCAACAAGUGGUGGAUGGGGUUUAAACUCCGCUAGCCCUGCUGGAUCUCACCCAGACUCAGGCAUACUGGGCUGGAGGGACAGCACUGGCUACAUGCUUGGCAGCUGAAGGAGGAGAAUAACAAAACCUGAACGGCAGCCAAAUGGGUUUUACCUCAACUCAGAAACAAAAGAGCGCACUUUGAAAGACAAGAAAAGAGAGGAUGUGACUUGCCUCCAGCUACUCCCUUUGCACACCUGGAGAGGUUAGCUGGCAAAGACUAACAUUUCCCAAGCAGCCAUGCAGAAGUGUGCCCCGUUGAGACGAUGAUCAGAAUGUUCCUGGCACACCCAGCAUCCUCACUGGCACAGCUGUCCUCUACACGCGUCUUCUUCUGCCUUCUCCUGUGCAUCCCUCCUGUGUGGACCUCCUGCCCCCAGCCCUGCCAGUGCACAGAUCACUCGGGAGCCAUGGCUGUGCUGUGCAGCUCAAAGCAUUUGGACGAAAUCCCAAAGGACAUUCCCAAAGAUGCUGUGUUUGUGAAGCUCGAUGCAAAUAAAAUCACCCAGAUCCCCAACAACGCGUUCAAACACCUGAACCACUUGGAAGAGCUGGACCUCUCCAGAAACGCCAUUGAGAAGAUAGACAUGGCAGCUUUCAGAGGGGUGGCAGACGGGCUGCGGACGCUGGAUCUUUCCAAUAAUCUUAUUCAGAGUAUUCCCAAGGAAGCCUUGGUCAAAUUGAAUGCUAAGAUCCGCUUGUCCAAUAACCCGUGGCACUGUGAGUGUGCUUUGCAGGAGAUGCUCUGGGAAGUGAAGCUAGAUCCUGAGUCAGUGAACGAGAUCACCUGCCAAACCUCUGUGCGCGAAGAAUAUGUCGGGAAACCUUUGAUCCAGGUCCUGGACUCUGGUGUCAAUUUCUGUAACAUCCAUCAAAAGACCACGGAUGUUGCCAUGUUCAUCACCAUGUUCGGCUGGUUCACCAUGGUCAUCACCUACGUGGUGUAUUACGUUCGACACAACCAGGAAGAUGCCAGGAAGCACCUGGAGUACCUUAAAUCACUGCCUAGCACCCAGGUCCCCAAAGAGACCAUCAGCACGGUCCUAUAAUGCCAAGCACAGAGCACUGUUUCAAGAAACGCCUCGGGGGAAGCAAUCUGCUUCUGACUUGCUUGCACAAGGUUUUCUAUGAGGGUUUUAUGUGACACUUGAUAGAAACAUGAAAAUGUAUUUUGUUAUUAACCGAACCGUGGCCACAAGCUUGUAGGGGAACAGCAGUGCCCCUGUUUACGUCACAUCCCUUGCCAUGGCGGGUUACUCAUUGCUAACUAAGACACUACAGGAUACGUCCUGGCCUCUGCAGAAGGUUAGAGAGCAGAACCCCAUAGUCCUGCCUACCUCUGUCAUUCCAGAGGGUGGUGUUCCGGACAGCAGAAUGUGCAGCCGGAUAUCAACGGUCUUCAGCAUCUGGAGGGAGUGCGGGGAUCCUAAGUUGUGCCGCUAAGCAGUCAGGGUCUGCUCAGCACCAUCAGCAUGAGACCAACACACAGGGCCUGUGCCUGCAAUUGACACAGCCAUGUGACCCUGGAGCCUAAGAAACCAAUAACUGCCCCAGGCUGCCUUUCCCCAGCCCCACCCCAAGUUCCCUGCUAGAGGGAGCCCUCCGCACUGAUAGAGGGGUCAGCCACCAUUACAGCACCUGCCACUCCUCAUCCCAUAUGGGCGAGAACGGCUUUGGGGGCAGGCCGGGAGUCUGCCUGUUCAUGCUAUGUGCUGGUUGGGCUCUGCACACGAGCAUGUUGGGGUAUAGAGAAGAGCCUGGCAGCUCUGUGUGGAAGGCCCUGCUCUGGGUCCCUGCGCUGGGAGCAUCCACGGCCAGGAAGCUAGAUGGGCGCACAAGCCAAACCAGUGUGUGUUGGUACCUUCAGCCGAGGAGAAUGCCCCAGAAGUGGGAGAUCAGUGAGUCACCGUUAGCUUCUGUCAUGCCAGAGAGACUCACACUCAGCCCUGGGGCCUCCUACCUGGGUCGCUGUUCAAUGGGGUCAACUCACCCCCACCUGCCCCCUUCUGGGUCCUGGGCAACGUUCCCUGAUGAGAGGAGAAAAAUGAGCUGUUUGCCCAGGCCCUCCCCAGUACCGCCCAACCCAAUCAUGAGUCAGACCCCACCAAUCAUGAGAUUGGCCCCCAAGUCAGGAGGGUUUUGGUUUAAAGAGUGCAAGGAUGGGUUUGAGCUAGUUUUGGAUUUUUGAAAAAAAAAUUGUGACAAUCAAUGCUGCCAGCUCUUCCCUGUAUGUGUGUGUGUGUGUGUGUGUGUGUGUUGCCAGCUCUCCCAUGUGUGUGUGUUUGUGUAUCUCUGUCUGUGUGUGUGUGCUAGUUAGCAUGCUGCCCGCUCUCCCCAGUGUGUAUCUGUGUGUGUAUGAGUGUAUCUCUCUGUGUGAUAGUUAACAUGCUGCCAGCUCUUGUGUGUGUGUGUGUGAUAGUAACAGGGCUGCCAGCUCUCCCCAGUGUAUGUGUGAUAGUUGCCAUGCUGCCAGCUCUCCCCAGCACACAGAGUUGGGGACUCUGCCCCCUGCAGAGGCUCUCACUGCUGCUCCAUGGGGUAGCGCUUCCAGUGUCUCCCCAAACCCCAACGUUCUAACUCAUUAAUUCUGAGUCCUGCCCCCCCAGCCUACAUCUGUACCCCCCCAGGCAAUAAUUAACUAUACAACCUCAGCCCCCUCAUCAGUGCUGAGCCCCCAUUGGCCCUUUCCCCAGCCCUGCAUCUGCUCCUCCUGCAGGGGGGGGUGUGUGUGCAGGGGGAGGCAGCCCCUUCCCUACCACAAGAUUCCUCCGGCUCCUAAGGGGAGGGGGGCAGAGCCCCGCCUGCCUCCUGCAGCAGUUCUCAGCACUGCGCCCCACCUCCUGCCCAUGCCUCUCAGGGCCCCGGGGCCGCUGCAGCCAGGGGAUGCUACCAGGAAUGGGGCCAGACUCAACGCAGUGGCACAGUAACACCGGCAGGCCCUGGGGAUCUGCUGAGUCUGAGGGUGGGGCCUGUAAAGCAGAAAGUCCCGCCCCAAUGGGCAAUGGGAGGAGCUCCAUGAGAGGAGCCUGGUGAGAGCCCUUCUCCUAGAGCCCCCUCUUGGGGCAUUGGUCACAGGAGGGGAUGAGCCAGCACUGCUGGGCGAUUAGCUAGAUACUGGCUGGGCGGGUUAGCUAGUUACUGUCUGUCUGUCUGGGGGUUGGGGGUUAGCUAGUUUCUGUCUGUCUGGGAGUGUUAGCUAGUUUCUGUCUUUCUGUCUGUUCGUUCUGGGGGGGCAGUUAGCUAGUUAAUGUCUAUCUGGGAGUGUUAGCUAGUUACUGUCUGUCUGUCUGGAGGUUGGGGGUUAGCUAGUUUCUGUCUGUCUGGGAGUGUUAGCUAGUUUCUGUCUUUCUGUCUGUCUGUCUGGGGGGGCAGUUAGCUAGUUAAUGUCUAUCUGGGAGUGUUAGCUAGUUACUGUCUGUCUGUCUGGGGGUUGGGGGUUAUCUAGUUUCUGUCUGUCUGUCUGUCUGGGGGUGGUGGUUAGCUAGUUAAUGUCUUUCUGGGAGUGUUAGCUAGUUUCUGUCUGUCUGGGUGGGUUAGCUAGUUUCUGUCUGUCUGGGCGUGUUAGCUAGUUACUGUCUGUCUGUCUGUCUGUCUGUCUGGGGGGGGUGGUUAGCUAGUGAAUGUCUUUCUGGGAGUGUUAGCUAGUUUCUGUCUGUCUGGGCGUGUUAGCUAGUUACUGUCUGUCUGUCUGUCUGGGGGGGGGGUGGUUAGCUAGUUAAUGUCUUUCUGGGAGUGUUAGCUAGUUUCUGUCUGUCUGUCUAGGGGGUUAGCUCGUUACUGUCUGUCUGUCUUGGGGUGGGGGGUUAGCUAGUUUCUGUCUGUCUGGGUGGGUUAGCUAGUUACUGUCUGGUGGGAGGGAGUUAGCUAGUUACUGUCUGUACAGGCUUUCUGGAUGUAAAGUACCAAAGGGGACCUGUAUCGUUGUAGUUUGGUUUCACUCUGGGUGUGCAUGUUCCUGUUUCCACACGUGCAGUUUUCUUCUGCCCCCAGCAGUGCUGUGCGUGGGGAGCCAGUGCAGGAGGCCGGCUUAUACCCUCCCAUGGACACUGUCCCAGAAGAGGCUCUGGGAGAAGGACUCUUCCUGAGGGAACUGUGGAUAAUGAGAGAUGGUUGGGUUACAAAGGAAAUAGCUGGCCCUCACGCCUGCCUACAGCUUUACUAGCUUCUCGGUUAUGUCCCCAAUGGACUAAAGAUGGAACGAACUAACAAUGGGCGUGUGUGCUGCAGAAAUAGGGCUUGACCCUGAUCCUCUUCCAUUGCCUUUGCUGAGGGAAAGGUGGCUGUUCUAACGGCGUUCAUGCUCCACUACAGCGACGGAUGGCUUUGGUUAGCAAGCGGACCAUGCGGAAAAGGGGCCGUUCUCCUACAUUCCCACCCAAGUGCCUCUCUGCUCCGCAUAUGGCACCUCAGGCUGGCACCAAAAUGCUGUUGCUUUUCUAACCUUCCCUUUCUCAAUAAAGUCAUACUGAAUUGCCAAGCUGCUCGGGUCUUGUCGUGUCACGUCACGUGUAGGAAUGAGGAUGGGCCGUGUGGGACCUGGAAGGAACAGGAGCACAGUGGCCAAGAGUAGAGUAAAAGCAAAAAAGCCUGAAGUUUGCUGUGCAGUGUCGUUUCAGACACUGGGCUGUAGUUGGCUUAAUGGAUCAGAGGCAAAAGAGUGCAAUUUCUUCAGUCUAAGGCACAUGCUCAUCCUGGAAAUGAUCGCUGGGAAAGGGAACCACGAAGUGCUCAUGAAGGAGUUUUUCUGUAAAAUGGUGUACAUUUGUAAUCUAGGCAAUGGCUGCUUGUAGCAAUAGUUAGCGCCAGGGUAGCAUGCACAGAGACCUUUCGGCGUCAGGCAGCUGGUGUUCGGGUGCCGUGGUUUCAAAUAUAAAUGACGACUGUGUUUGUUAAAUUUUAUGAAGCCACGAGGCGAGAGAGUCUCUUGUUUCAACAAGGAUGACCCGGAAAGGUGCGUAAAGAAAGAGUUAGCCUGGCCAGCCAACAUGCACGGUUAAGAGAGAGGAAAGAAGAGCUGGUGAUGCAAAAGAAAGGAAUAAAAGCAAGAGGAAGCAAGAAGAAGAAAAAAGUUAGAAAGAAAAGAAUGCAAAGAAAAAUGGAAGGUAAAAUACAGUCCUUUAAUAAUGGGGAUUAGCCAUGCAAAGCAUUAGAACUUCACUAGUUUGUAUGCACACCUAAGACCCCCUUACUUAUUUGUAAAUAUUAUUACUGUAGGAGACCCUAGUGGCCCCAGCCUGGGUCAAGGCCCCAUCGUGCCAGGGACUGUACAAACACACAGAAGAG